AUGGAGAACGAACCAGUCAGACCUUCCUCUGCCACACGUCGGCGUCCUCGAACACCAACCAAAGGAAAAGAGAUAGGAGUCAUUGGGCAGGCGUCAUGGACCAGCAGCGUGAUCAACCUGGUCAACACCAUUGUGGGAGCCGGUGUGCUUGCAAUGCCACUAGCUAUGUCGCACAUGGGCAUGCUACUCGGGAGUAUUGUUAUCUUAUGGGCAGGCUUGACUGCAGGCUUUGGUCUCUAUUUGCAAACGAGAUGCGCAGCAUAUCUUGAAAGAGGAUCGGCAAGCUUCUUUGCGCUCAGCCAAAUCACAUACCCAAAUGCUGCUGUCGUGUUUGACGCUGCGAUCGCAAUCAAGUGCUUCGGAGUGGGCGUGAGCUACCUUAUCAUCAUUGGAGAUCUUAUGCCAGGCGUUGUUCUUGGUUUUGUCGAAGUGAACCAGGUGGUACCUUUCUUGAUCGACAGGCGUUUCUGGGUUACGGCAUUCAUGCUUAUUGUCAUUCCUUUGUCCUUUCUGCGCAGACUCGAUUCACUGAAAUAUACCUCCAUUAUCGCGUUAAUCUCAAUUGGAUACUUGGUUAUACUGGUGGUCUACCACUUUGGAGCCAAUGACACACUACCGACAGGACACUACCAGACACCACUUCGGAGGUUUACGUGGGCUGGUCCUGUCCCAACUUUGGCCAGCUUUCCUGUUAUAGUAUUCGCAUACACCUGUCACCAGAACAUGUUCAGUAUCUUGAACGAAAUUGCAGACAACUCACACCGACGUACUACUUCCGUAAUAAUCGCCUCGAUCGGUUCCGCGGCAGCCAUUUACGUGCUUGUGGCUUGCACUGGCUACCUCUCCUUCGGUAAUGAGGUGGGUGGAAACAUUGUGGCACAAUACGCACCAUCUACAAGCACGACCAUUGGCCGGGCAGCUAUUGUUGUGUUGGUCAUGUUUUCCUACCCACUGCAGGUUCACCCAUGCCGAGCCAGUGUCGAUGCAGUCAUAAAAUGGAGGCCGAAAGGAAAGCUCUUUAAUGUUCUUGCACGACAUAAUAUUACUCGUCCCGAUGCAAGUCCUCUACGCUAUGAGCCACUUCUCACGCCGACAUCCAUUCAACCACGAAAGACCGAGAUGUCUGACACACGAUUCGCGCUUAUCACUACAGUCAUUAUAAUCCUCUCCUACAUCGUCGCCAUGACAGUCUCCAGCCUCGAGGCCGUGCUCGCCUACGUCGGCAGCACAGGAAGCACAGCCAUCAGCUUCAUCCUCCCAGGUCUCUUCUACUACAAAAUUUCCAGUCCGGACUCCCCCCUCCACCAACGCCUAAUGAAAGAACAAGACGACUGGGACAGCGACUCCGACAACGACAACGAAGACGACCCAACCCUCCCACACCGUCGACCCUCAGUCGAGCCACAACAUAACACCGGAAACGACGACAACGACGGUCUCCUCGCGCACUCGAUGCUAAGUACCGUCAACACUUCCACCGCAAACAUUCUGCGCCGUUCGAAGAAGUGGCGGAGGAAACUUCUGCGUCGCCUUGCGCUUGCGCUGAGUAUUUAUGGGUUUGUUGUGAUGAUUACUUGUUUGAUCACGAAUACGUAUUUUGUUGCUGCUCAUUAG
Lithohypha guttulata is the source of this 1614-nucleotide messenger RNA. RefSeq lists its product as uncharacterized. Gene Ontology annotation, biological process: amino acid transmembrane transport. The coding region runs from base 1 to 1614 and encodes 537 amino acids. NCBI's taxonomy places the organism in Eukaryota, Fungi, Ascomycota, Eurotiomycetes, Chaetothyriales, Trichomeriaceae. Gene Ontology annotation, cellular component: fungal-type vacuole membrane. The transcript has 3 exons. The record is from RefSeq and is a predicted model, not a curated record. Gene Ontology annotation, molecular function: L-amino acid transmembrane transporter activity.